Messenger RNA from Baudoinia panamericana UAMH 10762, 651 nucleotides. RefSeq lists its product as uncharacterized. The annotation marks the transcript as partial. The record is from RefSeq and is a predicted model, not a curated record. The transcript has a single exon. Lineage: Eukaryota; Fungi; Ascomycota; Dothideomycetes; Mycosphaerellales; Teratosphaeriaceae.
ACCUUCCUGGCAACACUACUACCCUUCAUCCUCCACAUCCACCAGGACUACCUAGCCUUUCUGGCAUUAGGCCCUGGCGGCACGCCUCCAACCUUCACCGGCUACUUGAAAGUGACGAUACUUAGCUUCUUCGCGCUCAAAAACCCCUACCAACCAGGCCCGACACCGGAACGAUUCGCCGGAUGUCCGGGCAAUCUUGUCGCGCUCCCGCAACGAUCAGGCCCAAGACCGUGUACGAGAGGCAUUGCUCCACAGCGACAGAUCACGCAAAAGGCGAGCGAGGCGGUGUACGAACGCCUUGCGGCCGGUAUCGAGAAGCUUUCCAACCCGAAACUCGUCGUUGGUACAUCAUGCUUCGAAAAGUACUCGACAGGCCUCUUCUCCGUCUCACCUGCUAAGCGCACGUGCAAAGGCGAAGUCUGCCACUCGCAUCCUUCGGACGGGUCGAUGCAUCUGACGCUGCAUCCGGCCGAUGCCAGCAUAGUGCUGAAAGCGGGCUGGGGGGAGCGUCAUCCGCUUGCGAGAGGAGGGUGGUUCGAGCAGUUCGUGCCUGCCGGUUUCGUCAUGAUAUACGCGCCGCGAGACGAGAAGGAGGUUGAGGUGGUGCUGAGCAUCGUGAAGGCUGCUGCGUGGUUUGUCGGUGGCGGGGAU